AUGACUGAUAAUAAUAAAUUCUUGUUGGACACGAAUGAAGCAGCAGAUAUCGUACAACAAUUUGUGAAACUAAAUUAUCCAAUAUUGAACAAAACGCCAGAGGUUGCUUUUUUAUAUAAUAUCAACGACCAGCUUCAAGUAACACUUUUAAUCACCCGAAAUUUUAACGAAAGCGCCAUCAUUCCAGCACCAAUCAUUAGAAAGAAAAUUUACAUUUCAACUGAAAUCACUACCGAUCACCAACCAACACUAAACACCUCUACUGAUCUGGAAACCUUUCCUGAUACAACGGAAAAUAAUUUGCCACGUCAAACCUUUGAAAGUAUUAAAUAUCCAGCUGAUAUCGCAACAAAUCAUUCACCAACAGUAAACUUAAGAAAAAAAAUGUACGUUUCGGAUAAAAUCGGCACCUACUACCGAACAUCGUUGAACGCCUCUACGGAACUGAAAACACGUUCAAAUACUAUCAAAGAUGAUGCGUGGAAUCAAAUCGUUGAACAACCUUACGUUCCUGUCGAUAACCAUCAAUGCUCGAUAAAUACUCCCGUGACUCUGAAAACACUUUCUGCUACUACGAAAAACAAUAAUAUGAUGAAACAAAUCCAUGAACGUGAAAACUUUCCAGCUGAUUUCGUUAUGUACGACCAUCCUUUAAAUACCUCCACCAUCAUGCAACCUCUUUCGGGUACUACAGAAAAAAAUUUGACAACUCCUAUCCUUGACUCGCAAACUCUUCCCAUUAGUACCGAAUAUAACAAUACGAGUCAAAUCCCCAUACCUGUGCCCUUAAAUGCUAAAAAUAAAAUGUCAUCAAAAUUUAUCUCCGCCAGCUACAUUCGUCCUAGUACUAUCAAAAAUUAUCCCCCAUCUAAAAUCCCAAUACGAAAAUUCCCUCCGGGUUUUAUCCAAGCCUACCACCGUCCCGCUCUGAAUACCUUCACCGUCUUUCAACCUCUUCCGAAAACUAUAGAAAAUAAUCUGACAACAUCUAUCUCAAAUUUGCAAAAUCUUCCCAUUACAAUUAAACAUAACGGGUGUAAAUACAUAGAUAAAAACCCCAUACGUUUGCCCCUUAAUACUAAAAUCAGGACGUCGAAUAAACCCCUACCCGAAACCUCCGCCAAAUACAUUUGUUCUAGUACAACCACGAAAAAACCCCCAUCUAGAAUCCUAAAUCACAAAUCAUCUCCUGGUUUUAUCCCAGCCAAACAUCAACCCGCUCUAAAUACCUCCGCCGUCCUGCAACCUCUUUCGGAUACUACAGAAAAAAACCUAGCAACUCCUAUCCUUGACUUGCAAACUCUUCCCAUUAGUACCGAAUAUAAAAAUACCAGUCAAAUCCCCAUACGUGUGCCCUUAAAUGCUAAAAAUAAAAUGUCAUCAAAAAUUAUCUCCACCAGCUACAUUCGUCCUAGUACUAUCAAAAAUCAUCCCCCAUCUAAAAUCCCAAUACGAAAAUUCCCUCCGGGUUUUACUCCAACCUAA
This is a messenger RNA of Cinara cedri, 1485 nucleotides long. The record is from the annotation of a GenBank genome assembly. NCBI's taxonomy places the organism in Eukaryota, Metazoa, Arthropoda, Insecta, Hemiptera, Aphididae.